Messenger RNA from Morus notabilis, 1335 nucleotides. Its product is annotated as CASP-like protein 4A1. The record is from RefSeq and is a predicted model, not a curated record. The transcript is spliced from 3 exons. Lineage: Eukaryota; Viridiplantae; Streptophyta; Magnoliopsida; Rosales; Moraceae. Bases 145 to 1119 code for a protein of 324 amino acids.
AAGUUUGUACUAUGGAGCAAACGAGACUCCACUUUCAGUCUUUCCGAGGGGAAAAAAAAACUGUCUUUUAACAGUACUUCUCUUUUGCCAGACCUUGUUCUUCGUCUCCGUCUCACAUUUCUCGUUCUCAAACAACAAACAGACAUGACUGUAAACACAGAAACAGAAGAAGAAGAAGUAGAGAGAGAAGUCAAGAUAGAUGGAGAAGCAGAAACUCAUGAAGAUCUUCAACGACAACAAGAUCACGAAAAGCCCACGACAACAGUCCCAGACUCGCCACCCUCAACGUUCUCUCUCUCCCCACAGUCCAACCGCUCCUACAUGACCCCCUCCCCGGCGGUGGAUUUCGCCGCCUACUCCGACGAACCCCAUUAUGGCGCCACCGCAGACAACAGGUUCUCAUGGGCCGACAACUACAACAACAACAACACCCGGGCCGAGAAGUCUCCGUCGGCCCUGGCCCAGCCCAACCGGGCCUUCCCCGCCGAGCCCUUGGUGGUGACGAAGGCCCCGGAUCCCGAGGCCCAAGACGGCGUCGUGGACCCCGUGGAAGUCCAAGAAAGUGGCAGCGGAGGCGGCGGCGGUCUUGGGAGCUUCAACCGGCGAAAGCUGAGACCCGACUUGCCCGACAGAAAGAGGAAGACGAGAAAGCACGGUGUGGUGAAGAGACUUCUGCUGGGUUUUCGGGUUUUUGGGUUUGCCUUCUGCUUGAUCUCCUUCUCUGUUAUGGCGGCUAAUAGGGAACAAGGCUGGGCUCUCGAUUCCUUCUAUCGGUACAAGGAAUUCAGAUACUGCUUUGGAGUGAAUGUGGCAGGGUUUGCAUAUUCAGGGUUGCAAGUGUUUGAUCUGAUUCAUUUUCUCACCUCAUCGAGACACUUAAUCGACCACCAGAUCCGAAAUUACUUUGAUUUCUUCAUGGAUCAGAUACUUUCUUAUCUUCUGAUGUCGGCAUCUUCGUCGGCUGCAACUCGAGUCGAUGACUGGCAGUCCAAUUGGGGGAAAGACAAGUUCCCGGAUAUGGCCCGAGCAUCGGUGGGAUUGUCCUUUGCUGCAUUUGUUGCUCUUGCUUGGAGCUCUAUUGUCUCUGGCUACAUCCUAUGUACUUCAAAAGCUUCGUAAUUACCACUGUCGGUGUCUACCUAUUACAACAACUAUACGAUUUUUCUUCAAGCCACCUAGAAAAAAAAAAAAACAUAUUUUGUAUCCUUUACUGAGCUAAUAGCUAUGAUGAAUUCUUUAGAAGUGGUUCUGCUCGAGAAACAUUUUGAUGUACAUAUAUCAGUUUGUGUUACUUGUGGAUCACGGCUAGUUAUAAUUCUCUAUUGAAUCUUCAAA